AACGUACAAACGAAGCACUGCUCCCUCCACUUUACUUUCCCACCGCCUAUUCAGAUCUUACAGAACCUGAAACCCCCACCCAACGGUUACUUUUGCUCCAGAUUCCACCAUUCUUUCUAAUCCAUAAACACCCUUCUUCACUCUUCACUCCUACUCUGAAUAUUCCUCCUCCAGAACCCAAAUCAUGUUCAAAGAUCUCACCUUUCCUGUUCUACUGUUGUUUCUCAUUCUUCUCAGGAUGCCGCGCUCUGGGGCCCAAGCCGCUGGCGGGAGCGUUGUGCAGACGGAGCUAUGGUGCGUGGCAAAGAACAACGCGGAGGAUGCUGCUCUGCAGGGGGCGUUGGAUUGGGCGUGCGGCCCGGGUGGAGCUGACUGUGGAUCCAUCCAGCAGGGUGGCCCUUGCUAUGAUCCUUCGGAUAUCCAGAAAACGGCAUCUUAUGCCUUCAAUGACUAUUUCUUGAAGCACGGCAUGACCGACGAUGCUUGCAACUUCUCCAAUACUGCUGCCCUUACUUCUUUAGACCCCAGUCGUGGUAGUUGUAAAUUUCCUUCCAGAAGGCUUUACAAUGGGGAUGGCCUCCCCUUUCCAAAUCCCUCCGGGCUCGUGUAAAGUUUGAGUCAAGGUUCAAACUUGAGACUUCCAACAUGAAAUCUCAAGUUCUUACUAAUUAAGACACUCCCCCGGUGACUUGUGACAGUUUGUUCUUUGUUGUUCAUGUGAUCGGCAUUCCAUUUGUUAUGGGAUAGGGAAUUGUUUGUUUCCCUAGAAAAUUUUCAGGGGAAAGUUGAAUUCCCUGGAAACCUUUUGUUUGAAUGUUUCAGUGUCACAUUUCUUUGUUCUUCUGAUAACUGAUUUUGAUUUCGAUAUUAGGCAUACAAUGACUUAAUCUUGAUGCAUGCCACAAAUUCCAAAGUACUAUAUACUUGGACAUUAAUCUUGGCGUUAACUUUUUGUUGAUGCAAAUCAUGGGUGCCAAAUUCUUGAGUUAAUUAAAAUGUUUAAUUGUUGCAUCAGUAAACACAAAAUGGAUACCUACUCUAGUGUGUAAACAGACCCUUUUCUGCUUUCUCAGAUUGGUCUCUGGGUUACCUGAAACAGAUGUACUAAUAUUUUGGACCGAAGCUUAGCAAAUACUCUUGUUUCUUCUACUGUUAUUUAAUUAUAGAAAUAAUAUGGAUGGUACAUUUGAUGCUAAGUGUGCUAUGAAUUUGGUGAUGCAGCAAGACAGUGAGCAAUGCAAGCAUUUCUGGUUCAACUGGAUUGAGUCCGGAAAGCACUUAUUUUAGUGGCUCUAAUGACAGCAGUUUUCUCCCCCCAUUCUUGCUCUUAAUAACUGGUCAUCUUGUAUUGGUACUUCUACGGAGGAUUUGAUCAUGGUAAGAGAGGGAAAACAUGUUUUAGUUGGCAGAAAGUGAAAAUGUAGAAGCCUAAAGCAGAGGCUUUUUGUUGAGAGUAUCUUGUGUUUUGAUUUCUUUUUUAGAUUUUAAUGAAUUAUUUUCGCACAAAUGUUAUUAUUCUUCCCCCACUUGAGGAUUU
Molecule: messenger RNA, 1537 nt
Organism: Rubroshorea leprosula
Lineage: Eukaryota; Viridiplantae; Streptophyta; Magnoliopsida; Malvales; Dipterocarpaceae
Source: the annotation of a GenBank genome assembly